Messenger RNA from Amorphotheca resinae ATCC 22711, 420 nucleotides. RefSeq lists its product as hypothetical. Lineage: Eukaryota; Fungi; Ascomycota; Leotiomycetes; Helotiales; Amorphothecaceae. Bases 128 to 364 code for a protein of 78 amino acids. The record is from RefSeq and is a predicted model, not a curated record. The transcript has a single exon.
UGUAAUCGGCCCUGGUUCGACAGAUUCAAUCGCCAGUCAAUCAACGCUCAUCGCUCAUCGCUCAUCGCCCAAUCAAUCCACCAUUCAUUCCAUCCCCAAUCAUUCCCUCAUUCCCCUACGGAGCAUUAUGAGAACCCCGUCCCCAGUCCCCCAGAUGGGACUGGAACUGUUCCUGUAUACUAUGGUACGGACCGUCAUGAUAGUCUGUAUCCUGGGUGAUGUCGACUGGAUUGUUGGUCGCAGAAUACGAAGCAGGGCCUUGCUGUCGUCGUCUUUUAGGGAGGUGCUAUUUCCUGUGAUCUCAUCCUCCCGUAUCCCCGUGUGCCCUCUGAGCCUGACCCGGGACCCCGUGGAGUGUCAUUGAGUGUCACUCGGGCCCUAGCAGUAGCACAACGCCCGUAAAGCAGCGCGACAAAGUUA